Messenger RNA from Perkinsus marinus ATCC 50983, 100 nucleotides. RefSeq lists its product as hypothetical. NCBI's taxonomy places the organism in Eukaryota, Perkinsozoa, Perkinsida, Perkinsidae. The transcript has a single exon. The annotation marks the transcript as partial. The record is from RefSeq and is a predicted model, not a curated record.
AGCCCAGGCCGUCCCAUUCAAGCUUCGAUUUCAAAGGCUCUUCCAACGAACGACUCGUCGUGCAUGCGUGCCCGUCUUGCUUCCCAGGCGCGUCACGUGA